Malaclemys terrapin pileata is the source of this 3695-nucleotide messenger RNA. It is a transcript of the gene MEIOB, whose product is annotated as meiosis specific with OB-fold. The coding region runs from base 1 to 1233 and encodes 410 amino acids. NCBI's taxonomy places the organism in Eukaryota, Metazoa, Chordata, Testudines, Emydidae. Gene Ontology annotation, molecular function: single-stranded DNA binding; single-stranded DNA 3'-5' DNA exonuclease activity. The transcript has 11 exons. Gene Ontology annotation, biological process: resolution of meiotic recombination intermediates. The record is from RefSeq and is a predicted model, not a curated record.
AUGAACGGGGACAUCAAGGUUUCUGACUUUGGCCUCCGGAACCUAAGCAAGUUCAUCAAAAAGGAAUUAGUGUGCGUGACAAUUGAAAAUCCUUUAGUGCAAACAAAGGAACUAGAAAAGGAAGAAAAAUUCAAUCCCACAACUCCUAGCUGCUACAAAUUAUUGCUCAGUGAGACUCAUUCAGCGGUCAAAAUUUGUUGCCACUAUGAAGUGGACACCAAGCUGCUUUCCCUGUUGCAUCUACCUGUAAAGGAUCCUCAGGAUUACUAUUCUCUGGGUGACAUUGUUGCAAAUGGGCAAAGCCUUGAUGGAAGAAUCAUUAAUGUGCUUGCAGCAGUGAAGUCGGUUGGGGAGCCAAAGUACUUUACCACUUCAGACAAAAGGAAAGGUCAGAGGUGUGAAGUAAAGCUGUGUGAUGAAACAGAGUCAUCCUUUGCAAUGAUUUGUUGGGAUAAUGAAUCUAUCCAGCUUGUGCAGAGUUGGAUGCCACGAGAAACAGUAAUAUUUGCAUCAGAGCUGAGAAUAAAUUUUGACAAAUUUAGGAACUGCAUGACUGCGACUGUUAUAUCAAAAACCAUUUUUACAACUAAUCCAGACACACCAGAAGCAAAUAUUCUUUUCAACUUCAUAAAAGAGAGUGCAGCAACGGGAGCUUUGGAUGAUAUAACUGAGGAUCAGUUAAGAGAAUCCAUAAAUUUGCAGACUAUCGUUGACAUUUAUACAGUGGAGCAGUUAAAGGUAAAAGCUUUGCAGAAUGAGGGAAAACCUGAACCAGUCUAUGGCAUUAUUUAUGCUUAUAUUUCUACACUGAACAUUGAUACUGAUACGUCUAAAAUUAUACGAAACAGGUGUUCAGGGUGCCACUAUGUGGUCAAUGAAAUGUCAAACACAUGCACUUUCUGCAAUGACAACACUUCAGAUGCUAAGUCGGUCUUUACCAGUUUUGAUUUACUAGUUGAUCUUACAGAUCACACAGGCACUCUACGUUCAUGUAACCUCUCAGAUGUUGUAGCUGAGGAAACAUUAAGUUGCACGGUCCAUGAAUUCCUCACUCUGAUGGAAGAGCAGAAGACAGCAUUAAAAUGGUACCUUCUUCUGGAACGAAGCAAAAUUUAUUUUAAAUUGGUUUUGUCACCCAGUUUGAGAACCGGAUUGAGAGUGAACUUGCUUUCAUGCAAACUAGCAGAUCCUGUAGAGGCCAGUCAGAGCUUGUCAGGAAAAGGAAGAAAAUAACAUUGUUUGGCUUUUUAACAGCUGGAAGGAUUUAAAAAGGUUGUACUGCAUUGAAAUGACAUUAUUAUAAAAAAAGAUGUUUGAUGCAAUAUUUGUAUUUUGUUAAAUGUAUUUAGAUUGGUAAAAGAGAAACAGGUUUAUUACUGAACUUUACAAAUGGGCCUAUAUCUUCUUGAUCUUUCUGUUUUAUAUUAUUCUUCUUAGAAAAGUUUAUUUAGGGGCCAUUUUAGGAAAAAAUCUGUCUGGCAUCUAGAUGCACUUUCUGUUGAAUUAAGCCCCUUAAGUAGAAAAGGAAACAAUUUUCAUUGUUUAUAAUAAAUUUUGAAAAAUGCUCAAAGGAAUAAUAAACAGUUAUUUAAUCUAAAUUGCAAACAUGUUUUCAUUACAAUAUACCCCAUAGGAAAGAAAUUCUAAAACUAUAAUUCUUGAUUUAUUGUGGUAGAUAUGAUCUGUGAUCUCAUAUAGCAUUGGAGAGUAGCGAUCACAAUGCAGUAAAAACAGAAUUCUCUCUAGCCAAAAAUGAUCUUCUCUGACUGCUGGCCCACUGAAGUUCUGUGUUCUCUAGCCAAAGAGGAUAAUCACUCCUUUUUGGGGAAAAUCCCUGUAAUUCUAAAUUACAAAACACAAUAGACCAGUGGUUCUCAACCAAGGGUACAUGUACCCCAAUGGGUACGCAGAGCAGAGGUCUUCCAGGGGGUACAUCAACUCAUCUAGACAUUUGCCUAGUUUUACAAUAGGCUACAUAAAAAGCACUAGCGAAGUCAGUACAAACAAAUUACAGAUAAUGACUUUAUACUGCUCUAUAGACUAUACAGUGAAAUGUAAGUACUGUACAAUAUUUAUAUUCCAAUUGAUUUAUUUUAUAAUUAUAUGGUAAAAAUGAGAAAGUAAGCAAUUUUUCAGUAAUAGUGUGCUGUGACAUUUUUGUGUUUUUAUGUCUGAUUUUGUAAGCACAUAGUUUUUAAGUGAGGUGAAACUUUUUUGUGGGGGACAAGACAAAUCAGACUCCUGAAAGAGUUACAGUACUCUGGAAAGGUUAAGAGCCAUCACAAUAGACCUUCUGUGCUUCCUGCUUCUCCACAAUGGAGUCGUGUAGACUCCUCAACUCAAUUUCUACAUAUGGCAAUCAGACUUCUUAAGAAGGACACUGCAUCGAGCUUGUCCGCAGAUUUCCUCAGAACGGGGGUGGUUCUGACACGGAGGUGUUUUUUUCCCCACAGAAAUUAGUCAGCUUGACAUGAACUUAGAAGGGACCACAGUCCAAAGCUGACAAAAUGAGCUGUUGAUUCCAAACAUGGCUGUCUGCUUUAAAAUGGAACCAUAGUUUAACUGUAUUUAGAGGGUAACUGUGGUUGCAACCAGGUCCUCAGUACAAUUCUAUUUGUAGUAUAGAUGAGAUCCUACAACGUAUGGGAAGAUAGAGCCCAAAGCAUGCUAUGAACGGCUCUCGCUGACUUACUUCAGGAAUGGAAGUCUGUGAGGGAAGAACAACAGAAGGCCCAAGAUGCACAUCCCAGAUAUAAAAAAUGUGACUAGAAUACCUUUGCACUGAAAAGUUCUCUGUCCAAAAAGCUUUACCAGCUGCUAACCCACUGCUAUACCCACACCCCCUUUCCUUUUGGUUAUGCAUGACUCCUAUUCUAGGUUCAUCUAUUUGCUGCACAGCUAUAUUUGAGGAGGAAAAGGGAUUUUUUUAAAUUAGGGAAUCUCAAACUGUUUCACAAUAUAUACCACAUCUUAAAAUGUCUGUGGACUACAUCUUUCUGCAAACAUGAUUGCACUGGCCACCUUUUCCCCCACUCAUGAACUUGUAACUUUGCUGUGAUAACAGGAAUUGUUUACAUGGGAAAAUAUAGUUAUGAAAAUAUCUUUUUUUGCUGUAUUUUGAUGUUACCAAGCCCCUGGAAACAAGGAAAGCCAGUACCAGGUGACCAGCCAUAAACUAACGGAAAUUCUGCCGUUAGGCACAAUGCUAAGUGGAAAGCUGUUUGUGGGGUUUCAGGCUUCUGGAACAGGCUGAUCUUUCCUCUCAUUAAGUUGGCCUUCUGCAGAAGCUGUGAACUUUCAAUGCUGAGAGUAUCAAGGGGAUUUUCUAUUGGACAAGACACUUUGCUAGGUUAAUUCAGAUCCUUGUUUCACAAUAGCGGGUUUAGCAGCAAUAUUAAAGAAUUGAUAUACAUGAAAAUUGUAUUUCAGUCCAAAAGUGUUGUACCGGCUACAGUUUCAUAAGUAACAACUAGAGCUCUGAUCAGGGCCGGCUCCAGGGUUUUGGCCACCCCAAGCAGCCAAAAAAAAAAAAAAAAAGCCGCGAUCGCGAUCUGCGGUGGCAAUUCAGCGGGAGGUCCUUCACUCCGAGCCACCCCUCUCCAAAGUGGCCUCCCCAAGCACCUGCUUGCCAAGUUGAUGCCUGGAGCCGGCCCUGGCUCUGACCCUGCAAACACUUCGGCAUGUGCUUAACUUUA